AGUGAACUAUUAGAAGACCUCAGAUCGCCGUUAAUACAACUCUGGAACACCAAAUCUCAAUAUAAAAUAUAUAUAAGAGUCUUUUCUAGUCUCUUUCUUUUCUCCCUCUCUUUUUAUCCUCCCUCCUUCCCUAGUCCCUGACUCUCUCUCUCUCUCUCUCUCUCCUUGAAUUGCUCCCUCUUAUAAGUUAUAUAACCAACGGCAACCUCGAUAUCUUGCCUUAGUAUGAUCACAGUGCUAAGAGCUUAACAUUUGCUUAAGAAAAAAAAAUCAACACUUUUAAUGUAAUAAAAUAAGAAAAUAUCAAGGAGAAUAAAAAUAUUGUGCAACUUGAAGCUUCCUCAUCCUGCUCAUCUCUUUCUUCAUCUCAACAUCAUCUUCGCAAUCAUCCUAAUCAUCAUCAUUUCCAUUCACACAAGUUCACCGAAACAAACACACACAUAACAUUCACCAUCACUUUUUGUACCUUUACCUUGUGUUCAUGUGAGGCCAAAAUCAACAACAACAACAACAACAAAAUCAACAUUCACAGCAUCAUCUUCAUCAUAAUCACCAUCAUUAUCAUCCAACAUCAACAAUAUAAAAGAGCAACAACAGUUAAUUUAAUUACUUCUGUUCUCUUAUUAAUUAUGAUUAUCAUGUAGCUGCAAUCAUUUAAUUUUCGUUCCCAACAAAAAAAACCAACACCGAUACGAAAUCAUCAUCAUCAACCACAUCAUCUUCAACAUCGUCUACAUCAUCAGUAUCAUCAUAGCAACACAGCUGAGACCUUGAUAGAAAAAAAAAGUUUUUUUCUUUUUCCAUGAUUCUUGAAAAGAUAUUUCAAUCUUCCAUCAUUAGCAACACCAACACAAUUCAAUGGAAUAAUAUUAAUAUUAAUAAUACAUCGACAGUGUAUAUAACAUAUCGUCACAAAUUAUUGACAGUGUCUACUUUAUCUUCAUCAUCUUCAAUUUCAUCAUUACCAUCAUAAUAUCAUCCGUUUUAACAACAUCGUUAUUUGCAACAUCAAUAGUCAAUUAAUUUAACGAUUGUCAACAUUAUUUUAUCUCUCACAUUAUUGUUUCCCUUUUUGUAGAAAACGAAUCAGAAAAAAUUAUUAUUAUUAUAAAUAUAUUAAAGUAAAAAAAAGAAAUAGAUAGAAAAAUAUAAUAAUAAUAAUAAUAAUAUAAUCGAUAUGAGUUCGUAUCAAUUUGUAAAUCCAUUGACCUCUUGCUAUGGUCAAACUCGAGCUGGACCUGAUCCCGGUUCGGGUCCAUGUGACUAUUAUACACCUCAAGCGUACAAUAACUGUUAUGGUGGAGCCAGUGGGGUUAAUAAUACACUAACGGGCCCAUCACCAGGUGGACCAACUGGUUCAUAUUCAGCUUAUUUGAGCCACAAUGGUGGCGGUGGUGAUCAUCAUUCACAGCAUCCUAAUUCACAUACUCACCAUAAUGAUAGAGACACAUAUUCACAGGCAGCCUCGGUUGCCGCUGCUGCAGCCGCUGCUGCUGCACGUUUAACCCACCAUCCGGGAGCCGCUGUUGCCGCAGCGGCUGCGGGUUUGGGUAGUGUUUUAGGUCCUGCAGGUUCAACAGUAAACUCUGGUGUAACUGGAGGUGUACAUUCAAAUAACAGAUCCUCAACACCCUCCAGUUGUAAGUAUGGUCCAAAUCCAUUGGAAUCAGCCUCAUCACCUCAAGAUCUCAGUGCAACCUCAAUAUCUGGUGCUGGUCACUCAAACGACUCUAAGCCAACAUUAAGCGGUAACGGUUUGGUUGUUGGUUCCUCUGGAAGGUCCAACAAUUCAAACAGUGGCGGUGUUCGUGCUGUAGAUGAUUUAACUGGUUCAGGUAAUGGUUCAUCAAAUGGUUCCUCUGGUAAUACCAAUGGCGGUGAUUCUGCCAAUGGUAAUAGUCUUGUGUCACCAACAUCUAAUCAGAACUCCGGUGCUAAUGGAGGUAAUAACACCGGAACCGGAUCAAGUCAAUCAGGCAGUGGCAAUACCAAAAGUCAACCUCAAAUUUAUCCCUGGAUGAGAAAAGUUCAUGUUGGUCAAAGAGUUAAUGCAAUGGGAGAGACAAAAAGACAACGUACCUCGUACACCAGAUAUCAAACAUUGGAACUGGAAAAAGAGUUUCAUUAUAAUCGUUAUUUAACUCGACGCCGUCGAAUUGAAAUCGCUCACUCACUUUGUUUGACCGAAAGGCAGAUCAAAAUUUGGUUUCAAAAUCGACGAAUGAAAUGGAAAAAAGAGCAUAAACAUCAGAACAUGGUUCCUCCCCAAAUGUCUCAAUUAACGUUAGGACCGGAAUCACAUCAUCAUCUUCAUCAUCUUCAUCAUCAUGGAGAAACAAAAGCAUAGAUGAUACAAAUUAAUUGAUAAUAAUAAUGAUACAUAAUAAUAAAAACUUAUCUUAUCACUUUC
This is a messenger RNA of Panonychus citri (citrus red mite), 2410 nucleotides long. RefSeq names its product homeobox protein Hox-A5-like (gene Scr). Gene Ontology annotation, cellular component: nucleus. Bases 1178 to 2347 code for a protein of 389 amino acids. Gene Ontology annotation, molecular function: DNA-binding transcription factor activity, RNA polymerase II-specific; RNA polymerase II cis-regulatory region sequence-specific DNA binding. The transcript has 2 exons. Lineage: Eukaryota; Metazoa; Arthropoda; Arachnida; Trombidiformes; Tetranychidae. Gene Ontology annotation, biological process: regulation of transcription by RNA polymerase II; anterior/posterior pattern specification. The record is from RefSeq and is a predicted model, not a curated record.